Choloepus didactylus (southern two-toed sloth) is the source of this 779-nucleotide messenger RNA. Its product is annotated as cryptic protein-like. Bases 1 to 744 code for a protein of 247 amino acids. Gene Ontology annotation, biological process: anatomical structure development. Gene Ontology annotation, molecular function: signaling receptor binding. Gene Ontology annotation, cellular component: extracellular region; cell surface. The record is from RefSeq and is a predicted model, not a curated record. NCBI's taxonomy places the organism in Eukaryota, Metazoa, Chordata, Mammalia, Pilosa, Megalonychidae. The transcript has 6 exons.
AUGACCCCAAGCCAAUAUGUCAGGCUUCUUUUUAUGAUCAGUUUGGCAUUACAGCUCAUCCAUUUGGGAAACAGCUAUCAAAGAGAGAAACAUAAAGAUGGUAAAGAAGAAAUCCACAACGGUACAAACCAGAAGUUCCAGCAGAAACCAUUCAACUGGCCGUUGCAUGAUUUUAGGGAGACCAAUGAGAGCGCGGAGGGCUGGAGGCGGCGGGAUUCGUUUUCCUAUUCCAGGGGGUUGCGAGAGCGAGCACCCCGCUGUUGCCAGAACGGGGGUACCUGCGUGCUGGGCAGCUUCUGCGUGUGCCCCGCGCACUUCACCGGCCGCCACUGCGAGCACGACCAGAGGCUCAGCGAAUGCGGCGCCUUGGCGCACGGAGCCUGGACCCUCCGCGGCUGCCGCCUGUGCAGGUGUGUGUACGGCGCCCUGCACUGCCUGGCUCGCCAGAUGCCGUCAGACAGCUGCGACCCCAGAGAUUUUCUCGCCUCACACUCGAGUGGGUUAAGCUCCCAGGAUGUGCUGGGGCGUUUUCUGCUCCUGGCCUGCCUCCUUCUGCAGGGCUCUAUCCUCCAGGCACUGUCCUCAGUGAGUGGGAAGAUGUGGAUGGAUGGAGGCAUCGUCCUGGCACCCCAGGGAUCUGACCGUGGACCCCCUAACCGGGCGGAAGAUGCUGUCACCCUAGCCAUGCCCAGCAGGAGAGCCCAGGAUGCGGGGAACCCUUUUGGUCCACUCUGUUGUCAAUAAUAGAUUGAUUUAGUUCACCACACACUGAAGCAUUU